AUGAGCAAUCUUAGCAAUCAAACGGCGAAGGAAAUCGAGCUCCAAGACCGUGAACGUCAGCUUCGAAGGCGUGAAUUGGAACUUGACUACGAAAAGCAUGAGCUUAAACUUGAACACAGCAAGGCCGAGCUCGAAAAGCAUGAGCUCAGAAUCAAACAACGCAAAGUCGAACUCGAAAAGCACGAGCUUAGAGUUAAACAAGACAAAGGCGAGCUCGAAAAGAAUGAGGUUAAACUCAAGGACAAGAUAGAAAAGCUCAAUGAACUUGAAACCGAAUUGCGGAACAAUGGACCGGAUAUAAUCAGGCUAGCGAUAUCCAAGAAGUUCAGGCGUGGUAUGAUAGGCACGAAGGAGCGCGAACUCGAACAUGGCAAGGAUGUAAAUGCCCUUCAGCGAUGUCGAUAUGAACGGUACGUCUACGAACAAGACCUCGACAGCAAAGAGGAUCGCUUGGCGGAGUUCCUCGACGUGGAGACUAGGCUCCGAGAGAUUGCUCAACGGGAAAUAAGUCUGAAAGAACAAUAUGAGCAAGAUCCAACAAGAGUCGAGCAAGAGUUCAAGAAAACAGAGAAGGAAUAUAAACGACUUGAGCACGAGGGGUGGAUGAUCCUAGAUUCGUUCGCCGAUGGACCUUUAGGGCGAGCUUUAAAUCUCUGGAGGGGACAUCCCAGAUGGUAUAUGCAUCGCGUUCUUCGCGAGGACUGUGCCGGCAGGGGAGGCUGCUGUGGGCGUGAGUGUGGAUGCUGCCUUAAUCGCAAACUUGAUGAGCCUCGGAGGCGCGCAGCUGGGCACUGCACUGUCGAAUGUGGCUGCUGUCAGAAGGCUAGGGGAUUUGAACUUUCCGAAGAUGAAAAGAAGGUCUUUUCGAUUCGAUACGCGGUCUCCCAGGAUGGCAAGAAGGGCAUCGACUUGAAAGACACGCAAAUGAAGAACCUCGAACUGCAAAAUCUCCGCCUGCAAAAUCUGCUUUCUGAACAUUCAACGAAGGACAAUGUGAUACGAUAUACGUUCACUGAUGGAGUUGCCGAAUAUGAACGCUACUUAAAUGAGGAUGCUAUCACCGACUCUGAAGCCGAAUUCACCGACGACGACGAGUGUCCUGCGGAUGAGGAGGAUCCGUACUAUCGUCGGAUCUCCCAAGCUUCGAUCUGGGGUUUAGUAGAUGGUAACUUCGAGAACCCGUUUGACUUGAUCGACGAAGAACCGGCCUGUGAUCCAACAUGGCAGAUUGACAGUAGCGGCGAAAGGCCAUCCAACGUGGUUGGCCAGGAGGACAAGGAUUCAAUGAUGACAGAAACGGAUUGGUAG
Molecule: messenger RNA, 1308 nt
Organism: Penicillium samsonianum
Lineage: Eukaryota; Fungi; Ascomycota; Eurotiomycetes; Eurotiales; Aspergillaceae
Exons: 1
Coding region: 1-1308 (435 amino acids)
Source: RefSeq, a predicted model, not a curated record